This is a messenger RNA of Pygocentrus nattereri (red-bellied piranha), 3122 nucleotides long. Its product is annotated as protein shisa-2. The coding region runs from base 138 to 929 and encodes 263 amino acids. The record is from RefSeq and is a predicted model, not a curated record. NCBI's taxonomy places the organism in Eukaryota, Metazoa, Chordata, Actinopteri, Characiformes, Serrasalmidae. The transcript is spliced from 3 exons.
GAGCCUGCAGAUUUAGGCUGAGAGUUCAGCACUACAGUCCUUCACUACUCGCAGUGCAGCAGUGCUACCAAUGAGCAGCCUGCAGUCAGUGGACUCUAUUACGCUGACAGUGUUUUCCAUCCUGUUCGCAAGUUAGGAUGAAAGAGCUGGGUGUGGCAGUUCUGCUUGUCUCUUUGGCUGUAACUCUACUGGUCCAUGUUAGUGGAGAGUACUGUCAUGGCUGGAGGGACACCAGGGCGCAGUGGAGAGAAGGGUUCCACUGUCCAGAGCAGAUUGAUAAAAGAGAAGCGGUGUUAUGCUGCGGUCACUGUGACCUGCGUUAUUGCUGCGGAGACAGCCGGGCCAGACUCGACCAGGGAACCUGCGCUGACCACAGUCGGGGACAGGAGACCCACAUCAAUGAGCAUACAGCAGAGCUGCCUGUCUAUGUGCCAUUCUUGAUUGUCGUUUGUGUGUUCGUGGUCUUUGUCCUGCUGGGGUCCAUGGUGGCUGUCUGUUUCUGCCUGAGCCAGAAGCCCCUCCCCCCUGCACGGCCCAGCCAUUCCUCAGUCCAGGAAUCACCACCCUUGCCCUCCGAGCCUCAAGAGAUUCUGCCCUUGACUGCGAGCACUGGAACCUCCUGCGGCUCUUCAUCCUCAUUAUACCCCCUCAACAAUGCCUCCCAGAGCCAGACCAGCCAACUACACCCAAAACUAGAGAAACAGCAGCAGAAUGCUCCGCCCCCCUCCUUCCACCUGCGUCCAAACCCUGCCUUCCACCGGACCAUGACUUUACCCACAAUGCUUCACCCACUAAUGUUCCCCACCGCAAUGCUGAACCCCUAUAUAAUGCCUACUCAGGGUCUGAGGCCAUACAGGUCAGUGCCCUCUCCGUGCCCACCUAUUACCAGCACUGGCACAAUACAAAGGAGCAGUGAAGUUAUGGUGUGAUAGACAUGGACAGGAAUGAACACCAGUGUGAAAAUAUGUCCAUAUGAAGCAUCUGUUGUCAAAAGUGUGGAAAGUUAAGAGGGAUAUAACUGGAGUUAACCAUCAGAAGUCACAGUUAUACUGGUGAUAACAAAAAAAACACUUGUUAUACCUAAAUAAUUUCUCACUCUUACCUCAUUGAAACCAAUUUCCAGAAACCAGAAUUCUCUGGAAGGUGUGAAGGUUUUCACACAUAGGCCACUGACAGGUGGUGUACACAUGUACACUUGUUUGCAAGGGUUAAGGAAUGAGAGAACUAGAAAAAAAACAGGACAGGAGCAAAUUCAAAGACAGGACACAACAGAGAAAUGAGUCAUGGGACAGAAGAAGAUAUCAAAAAGGUCACAAAGAAAGCGGUUAUGAAAAAAAGAAAGGGGUCAGAGGCCAGGAUAGAUCAAGACAAGACAGGUUAGACGUGAAAAAAAAUUACAGGCCAAGAAACAAAGAAGUUCAUAGGACAGGAACAAAAAUCACAGGACAGGACUCGAAAGACAAGGACAAGAUAAGAAAAAAACUUACACGAGAGGGUACGAAGAACGCCACAGGACAGGACAAGGCAGGGGAAAAGUCACAGGACAGGAAAAAAAUAACAAAGAUGUGAAAUGGUUACUUGACCGAGAAAAAAGUUACAAACAGGACAAGACAGGAAAAAAAAUACAGGACAGGAUGCAAAGAAAGUCACACAGGAGUACAAGACAGGGAAAAUGUUACAGGACAGGGUGAGUAGAAAGUGACAGGACAGGACAAGACAGGGAAAAAGUAACAAGACAAGAAGCAAAGAAAAUCACACGGCAGGACAACAUGGAAAAAGAUACAGGAGAGGAAGCAAAGAGAGUUACAGGACAUGUCAAGACAAGGAAAAUGUUAAAGGACAGCAAAAAAGUCACAAGACAGGAAAAGACAGGGCAAAAAGAAAAGCACAGGACAAGACAGGGAAAAAGAUACAGGACAGGGUGAGUAGAAAGUGACAGGACAGGACAAGACAGGGAAAAAGUGACAAGACAAGAAGCAAAGAAAAUCACACGGCAGGACAACAUGGAAAAAGAUACAGGAGAGGAAGCAAAGAGAGUUACAGGACAUGUCAAGACAAGGAAAAUGUUAAAGGACAGCAAAAAAGUCACAAGACAGGAAAAGACAGGGCAAAAAGAAAAGCACAGGACAAGACAGGGAAAAAGAUACAGGACAGGGUGAGUAGAAAGUCACAGGACAGGACAAGACAGGGUAAAGUUACAGGAUAAGACAGGGCAGGAAAAAAGUUAAGAAGACAGUAUGGCCGAAAAGUCACAGGACAGGACAAAACAAGGAAAAGUUUACAGGACAGGGAAAAACAUCAGGACAGACUGAGAUAGAAACAAAUAUUACAAGACAUAGAAUGAGAUAUGAUAGGACAUGAAAAAGUCAUAGAAUAGCACAAGAUAAUGAGAAAAUGUUCAGGACAGGACGCAACAAAAAUUAUUUUAACAGGAUUGUGACAAGCCAAGAACAAUUUGGACGGGGCAUUUAGAUGUUUGUAUGUUUCUGAUCUUUCUAUGCUUUAACAUAUUGGAUGUUUGAGCCACAAUGUAUAAACUUUUAACCUCUGAAAUGCACCACAGACAAAGAGUAUGAGACUCCAAAGCAUCAUGGAGGCCUUUUAUUGUCUGCUGACAUCACAUAAAUGUGCACUAUUAUUUCGAUGUGUUGUGUUGUCGCAUUCUUGUUUUAAAAAUGGCUUUGAGUAAACAUGAAUUUGUCAAACUCAUAUGCCAUAUUCUGAUUUCAUAUUUUUCAUAUCUUUUUUUGUAGCUUAACAAUACAGUAGCCUCAGGUCUCCCUCAUGCUGUGCUGAUGACAGCAACAAGCUUCUAAUAACCUUCACAGCCGGCCUAUAUUGGAUUGACAUUGGGAUAUUGAUUUGAACAUGUGUGUUCACAGUAGGGGUUUAUAUGGGUGGACAGAAAGGGUGGGGUUUUAAAUGUGGUGGAAGUGUUUUGAGCGUGAAUUGGGGUCACAUCAGAAUUUGUGAAAACUGGACAUAUGAUGUGUGGUUGAUAAUGACAUUUACUUCCAUACUAAUUCAUUCACACUGAAUAAAUAGACGUAUCAGUUGUGGUACUGCCCUGAUGUUGCAGCUGUAAAUCCCUCUGUCUUUCUGUAGUGGGUUACAGUAUUUGA